CCGGCCGCCGACGGGGCCUUCGCGCGGCUGGUGCACGCCCUGCGGCCCGGCACCGGCGCCCGGAGGGCGCCCGCCGCGGCAGAGAUCGCCGCAGAGCGGCGGCAGGCGGCACCUGCCGGUCGUGACUGCCGCUGGGCGCGCUCGGCGCACGGCGCGUCUCUCGCCGAGUACUCCGCCGACCUGCGAGCCUCGUUUGCCCGGCGCGCGCCUCCGUCGGGCUGGCCCUGCGCGCCCGGCACCGGCGGAUCAUCCGAUUCGCCCGGCCGCGGGCGGGGCGGCACCCGGGCCGCCCUCCUGGACUGGCUGGUCGACGUGCACGCCGCGCGCCACAGGCUCCCGGAGACGCUCUUCCUCGCCGCCUCACUGAUCGACCGCUACGUCGCCCUGAGGCCGCCCCCGUUGGAGAAGUUGCAGCUCGCGGGCAUAGUCGCCCUCUCGCUGGCGGCCAAGUUUGAGGAGGACGGCCCGUUGCGAAUGGAGGACAUGCGAGAGUUGACGGACAAGGCGUACACCAUAGACGAGUUCAAGAGCAUGGAAGUGGGCAUGCUCGUCACAUUGGAUUUCCGUCUCUGCUCCACAACGGCAGUUCACCACUUGGGCAUUGCUCAUGCAACAGACCCUUGCCCAGAGAUGCAGCAAUGCCUGGCCCAAUACCUCUUGGAAUUAUCGCUCUUUGACCAAGCCCUAUGCGCCUGCGCUCCAUCGCGCCUUGCUGCAGCCGCAGCGUUGUUGAGCUCAGCGUUGGUGCGACGCCAGCCCCUGGAGCUCCCGAUGUCGAAGGAAUCUAGCAGAAUUAAUAUGCACGGAGGCGGAUCAAAGGAUGCGCCAGGUUGAUGUACGCAUGUGUGAAGCGGGCAGGGCAAGAUGAUCACCAUGCAGUUCUCAGGAAGUUCUCGCAGCCAGCUCGGCUUGAAGUUGCCCGGCUCUACAGCCGCGAUGCUGUGGUGCGGAGCAGCGUCCUGUUCGAACCGGCGCAGGGGGACCGCAGCGAGAACCGCAGCGCCAACAGAGGUGCUCGCAAGCGCUCGCUGGAAGAGCAGGGUGUGGACAGCGAGGGGAGCCAGCGCAAGCACAGCGCGGGCACUCUCAGCCACGCGUGCCUGCAGCUGGCCCUCUUCUCGGUGGCCUCCGGAGGGAGGGCUGGCGCCGCGCGGUUACGCUGAGGGUGUCACCGGUCCCGGCGUGCCGCCGCACGGGGCCGCCACCCGAGCGCGGUGGGGGACUAGGAGAGAGAGAGAGAGAGAGAGACAGAGGGCGGACACGCACGAGCCGCCUGACAACGAGGUGGCUGAUAUCCAUGCAAAGCAGCAUCCGGCCGUGCCGUGGGCAGGCGGGUGUUCCUUUUGGAGCGAAUUCGUGCGCGCCGCGGUGUGCGGGCGCUCAGAGUUCUCCUCCCCUCCCUUUGCGCCGCCUCCUGGGUGACCUCCUCCUGCGUUCCUCCUGCCCCGCCUCCUUCCACGCCGUCCUGC
Prorocentrum cordatum is the source of this 1469-nucleotide messenger RNA. NCBI's taxonomy places the organism in Eukaryota, Dinophyceae, Prorocentrales, Prorocentraceae. The record is from the annotation of a GenBank genome assembly.